This is a messenger RNA of Dromiciops gliroides (monito del monte), 2928 nucleotides long. It is a transcript of the gene TMEM80, whose product is annotated as transmembrane protein 80. Lineage: Eukaryota; Metazoa; Chordata; Mammalia; Microbiotheria; Microbiotheriidae. Gene Ontology annotation, cellular component: ciliary transition zone. The record is from RefSeq and is a predicted model, not a curated record. The coding region runs from base 1883 to 2344 and encodes 153 amino acids. The transcript is spliced from 5 exons. Gene Ontology annotation, biological process: non-motile cilium assembly.
UCCCAGCCGCUGACUUUCAACUUGACCCCCGCCCGCUCUGAGGCGAUUGCGGAUCUGGGAGCCCGAACCCAUAGUUAGGGAGCUCUGGGUUCGAAUGCUGUCCCCUUCUCUGCCCGUGACUUUGGGCGAGUCACCCGGCCUCCUCAUCUGUGAAGGGCGCCCGGAGAGCGGGAAGCCGCUCUGCCCUCGGGGAACCCCCCAGCUUAAUGGGGGCGGGAGGGCCCUGCCCCGAGGGACACCCCAAGGACCCCCCGCCUGGAGGGCUGCGAGCCUGACCCGUCCCCAGAGCCCCUCCCUCUCAUUUCCCCUUCCUUUCCCCCUCCUCCUCCUCUUGAGCUCGCCCUUGAUGGUUAAACCCGUCCCAAAGCCUGGGUCCACCCAAAGGCCUCCACUGUCUCUUCCCUUCCCUCUUCUUCAGCUCGCCCAUAAUGGUUAAACCCCUUCUGGAGGCCAGGGUCUACAGGAAAGGCCUCCCCUGUCUCUCCUCCCCUUUCUGACCUCCGCAUUGCACCAAAACUGCCCUUUCCAGAGUGACCAGUGACCUCUUCCUUGCCAAAUUCAGUGGCCUCUUCUCUGGCCUCCUGGUCACUCUCAUGGAUUCUUUCUUAUCUCGGGGUGCCCUGAACAGCGGGCUCCUGGUUCUCCUCCCUCUCUGACCACUCCUCUGGUGUAUCCCUUUUACUGGAUCCUCCUCCACAUCACACCCCAAACAUACUGGCCUUUGGGGUUCUGUCCUGUGCCCUCUGGUCCUGGUGUCAGGAACUUGAACUCAGGAAGUUUUGAGUUCAAAUCCAGCCUCAGAUUUUUCCCAGCUGAAUGACCUUGGGCAAGUCACUUAACCUCCAUUUGCCUCAGUUUUCUCAACUAUAAGAUGGGAAUAAUAAAUUGUUGUGAGGAUCAAAUGGGUAAAUAUUUGUGAAGAGUUCAUGCCUGACACACUGCCAUCAUUAUUUCACUUGGUGAUCUCAGCAGCUCCCAAGGGUUGAAUUUUCACUUCUCUGCUGAAGAUUCUCCCUGCUGCUGACCUCCGGUGUCUCAGCUCCAGGUUUCUUUCAGACAUCAGCCUUUCCCUGAUCCCUGCCCUAUCCCUCCCUUCCCUCCUCCCAGUCCCCGGGCUCCCAACCUCAGGGUCACCCCAGACUCCUCCCAUGCCCCUCUAGCCAGCAUGGUACCAAAGCCUGUCAAUUUCACAUGCAUAAACAUUGCCCCUGCGGCAUCUCUCCCAUACUCCCCCUUCUCUCCUCCCAGCCUGGGACAGCCCUCAACACCCCAUCCCUGAACAAUUGCAGUAGCCCCUGGGGUCUGCCUGCCCUCCAGCCCACUCUCCAUUCAGCCCCCAGUGUUCCUGCCCAGGCCGGGUCUAACCACGUCCUCUGUAUUCCACCAAGCCCAUCUCAUCCAGGAUCAAAUACAUGGCCCUUCAGAACCCAGCACACCCGCCCAAGCCGGUGACACUGGCCUCCUGGCUGGGCCACCAAGAAGACCCUCCGUCUCUCUGCUCCAGGCUUUCUCCCUCGCUGCUCUCCCUUCUCUCUGACUCCUUGAAUCCCAGCUAAAAUCCCACCUCCUACGGGAAGCCCCCCACCCUUUAUUCUCAUGCCUUGUUGUCUCCCCCAUUACAUGGGCUCCUCUUUGGUCCUCCUUUGUAUUCCAGGUGCUCAGCUCCUGGCCUGGCCAUGUUCAAGAUGGGGCACCAGGAAUGGAACACAAUCUUGCUGAACUAAUGCAUAAAUAAACAAGCAUUUAUGAAGUAUCUAAUGUAUGCAGAACACCAGGGACAUCAAGCACGUGUGGAUUCCUAGCCUUUCCAUAGAAACCAAACAGCCCAAAUGUUGUGUCGUUUGGUCGUUAGGACAGAGUCUUUGUCCAGAGAGGUCUCUGGAUGCCCUGCCAGCCGAGACCCCGUCUGGACUCAUGUCCUGUCUCUGCUGCAGGAAGAUCCUCCCUCCUUCUUUCCUCGGUGCCUCUGCAGAUGCAGUUUUACCUAAGCGGGGUCUAUUAUCCCUUCUAUUUCCUGACCUCACUGCUAGUUAUGGUCUACAAAACGCACCAUUUCUCCUACCCUGCCAAUUACUGGACCAUGGAUAUGAUUCUCCUUUGGAGCAUGGGGGUCCUGGAAGCCCUGCGGCUUUACCUGGGUACAAAGGGCAACUUGACCGAAGCAGAGACCCUGCUGGGCAGCAGUCUCCUGUUGACUCUUCUCAAUGCCAUUCUGUCUCUCUACUUCAUGCUGUGGACCACCUAUGUGCUGAGGGUUGACUUCCUCCUCAACGUCAUCGCGCUCACUCUCUACAGCCUGGAGGGCAUCCUGCAGGUGGUGACCAUCGCUGCCUUUGCCAGCUAGCCACAGCCAAGGGCCUCCCGGGCUUCCCGCAGCUGCGUCAGAUGCCAGCCAGACCUGGGGCUGCCAACACUGGGGUCUGACGAGUCAUGGCAUCUCAGAUCUUCACGUCCCGUGUUCCCCCACAUGGGCCUUGGAUUCGGUGGAUGAUGGCUCCCAGCUGGAGCCUGGAGACCCUGGUCCGGAGGGCUCUAAGCCCACCUCCCAUUUUACAGAUGAAAAAGCUGAGGCCUGCCCAAGGUCACAGCCUGGGGAAUGGGCCACGAUGAUUGCUGCCAGCUUCUCAUCCAUCGCUGCCUUUGCUCAGCAUCUCAACCCCAGGAAGCAACUCCCAGUAAACUAACUCCCUCCACCAGUGCAGAUCUCAAACCCUUGGCAGUUUCUCGUCUUAAGAUAGUCAGCUCCUCAGAACACUGAGGAAGUAGGUGACUUGCUUGUGGUCCCCCAGACAAGGGAGCAAGAGAAGGACUUGAACCCAAGUCUUCCUGAGGCAGCUACACGGCACCACAUUGGAUAGAGCACCGGCCCUGGAGUCAGGAGGACCUGAGUUCAAAUCCAGCCUCAGAGACUUCCUAGUUGUGUGACCC